This is a messenger RNA of Trichophyton rubrum CBS 118892, 1380 nucleotides long. RefSeq lists its product as uncharacterized. The coding region runs from base 1 to 1380 and encodes 459 amino acids. The transcript is spliced from 2 exons. Gene Ontology annotation, biological process: regulation of exit from mitosis; maintenance of rDNA. NCBI's taxonomy places the organism in Eukaryota, Fungi, Ascomycota, Eurotiomycetes, Onygenales, Arthrodermataceae. The record is from RefSeq and is a predicted model, not a curated record.
AUGCCCCCUCUCAUCCGGCGGAGACCGCUUCUCGAGCGUAUCAAGGCCUUUUUGAACCCUCUUGACUUUCUGUUAUGGCUUUCGGAGGAGCUCGACUCCAGUGAUUGGGAACAGUGGGAGAAGGAGUGGGCGCUACCCGUUGGAAUCGCGUUGAACGUUUUGUUUCUCGUUGCGCGUGCAAAUAGCCAGAAGAGCAGCAGGGCUCAUGACGACGUGUUUGGAGAUGAAGGAGGUGUAAGCUAUAUAGCCUGGCUGGCAUCGUUCAUCGUUCAUGCGCUGGCGCUUCUGUCCAUCUCAAAUGCGCUAUAUGCAUUCUGCCGGACGCGCCCCUACCGCUUAUUUGAAGUGCCUAUUGAGAACGUACCAUCAACACCCUCUGCCAAACGAGUGCAAGUGAACUCCUCGCCGAUGUCAUCCACACCCCUGCGCUUCAUUUCCGACGUUCUAUCUUCUAGCUCAGCGGAGAAGAGGGCACAUCCCGAUGCGCACCGUGAUGUAUGGCAGCUCUCUGUCUGGGAUCCGCACCCAAUUUCUAUUCGACUGUUUUGUCUUUUUAGUCCUGGUCAUAUUCUCGUGUAUUGGUUAUUCCUGCCUACGCUCUCCUCGGAUCCCCGGCCCAGUGUAACGAUAGUGACGACUAUAUUUUUGGCAUUGCUAUUGACAGCGCAAAUGUCUACCCUUUCGGCCUUCUAUUCCCAGCAAGCUAAAGAUUCAGCUUUGGUCCAUAAAGAGGUUUUGAAUGAAUACGAUACGAAAUUCGUCCACCCAAGAACAGAUCCGGACGUUCGCGACGUUGCCACACAGUUUUCACAGGCAGAUCAUUUUAUCCCACAUAAGGAUGAAAAGUAUAAUGUGGUAGAAACUUAUGCACCAUCCACCACACAACACACUUUUAAGACUCGCCCAAACCCCAACUACAUCCAUCACGUCGAUCCCGAUUACCGUGUAAAAACCCGACCACAGGUGACUCCUAGAACCUCUCUGUCAACACUGCAAGUUACGUCCACCGGUUCUAUACAACGGACGACUGAUAUACAAACACCCUCUUAUACUGUGGACACAUUUACACCCAUUAACAAGAAAAGUGGUGCCAUUCGCCAACCGCAAUUCAGACCACCAUCUGGUACGGGCGAUGGAGGAAGUCUUGGGGUAUAUUCCCAUGCUCAAUCUCCCUUACGAAAGUCAGCAACACCCUAUUUGGACCGGAGGCAAAGUUCUGCCUACCGAGAUUCUGACGGCGCUCAUAGUCCCAGGAAAUCUCCAAGCAGCCCUCUCAAGCGUUCAAGUGUGGCGGGUGAUAUGAGCUCCAUUCUGUCAUCUAGCCGGAGAUCUCGGCUUGCGGACGUACUUUCUCCUAGGAGGGAAAGUGGGCGUUUUUGA